Messenger RNA from Epinephelus lanceolatus (giant grouper), 1074 nucleotides. RefSeq lists its product as uncharacterized. NCBI's taxonomy places the organism in Eukaryota, Metazoa, Chordata, Actinopteri, Perciformes, Serranidae. The record is from RefSeq and is a predicted model, not a curated record.
AGACCAGAGGAGCCACAUUCACCUCACAGCUCAGAGCUUCUGUUAAUCUCAACAGGCUGCAGAGGACGAGUCAAACAUGAUGUACGGACUGUCUUUAAGGGUGUCUUGGAUCUGUCUGCUGCUGUUCAGCAGUGGUGCUUGUUUUCCUGCAACCAAAGGAGACUACAGGUAUCCCUACACCUGGAGCUCUGGUGGUGGUUCAGCUCCUGGAUCAAACCUUGAGUCUGAAGGCUCACGUCCUCCUCUGGUGAACCUGCAGUAUGAACCAUCUGUUAGUUCUCAGCAGCCUGAGACAGCCCCCCAGCAGGCCAGCUCUUCCACUGGAAACCAGUCCCCAUCCAGUGUGGGAGCUCCCAGUGCAUCUGCAGCCUCUUCACCAAGUUAUGGGAAGAAGACUCCCAGCUUCUCUGUGCAGCCUCAGUCUGCUGCUGGCACCAGUGGAAACCUCAACAUGGGCUCAGGUGGGGCGGCAUCUGGUCCAGUGUACGGGGCUGCUCCAGCAUACCCUGCUGCUGGGUACAUGGACUUUGGUGACGGACCUGUUCCUUACAUCGGUGCUCCUGCAGCCUCCAGCUCUGCCAGCUCUUAUGCUUACGCUGCUCCUGUAGCCUACAGCUCUGGUGAUGACGGUGAUUUUUCUCCUGGCCUUCCUUGGUCCAUGCAGCCUGCAGGGGGAGCCGACUCCUCAUUCUCCGACCCCAGCAACUGGAUGCCAUCUCGAGAGUUCCCAGACUUCAGUGUCUGGGACUCCAAUACCGAGAUGCCGCAGAGCAUGAGCGAGACUUCCCCUCUGCCCCCUCUACCCCCUCUGCCGCCUUCAUCCUACAUCAUCCAGUCCAGAAAUGGCUACCAGCGAGCACAAGAGUUCCUUUCCCACACUAAAUACUCCCCAGAGUACCCUGAACCACCAGUCUUUGCUGCUGAGACCGUCAAAGCACCACACAUGUCUCCACCAGAGGCUGGGAGCAAAGGAGGAAAGAAGGUUUAAAGAGGUCACCUUGCUGACUGAGCUUUAGCCUCUCUGGAACUGUUUUUGCUAAGUAUGCUAAAUUCAAAAUAAAAGAACUGACAUGA